This is a messenger RNA of Salvia hispanica, 2921 nucleotides long. Its product is annotated as putative alpha,alpha-trehalose-phosphate synthase [UDP-forming] 7. Gene Ontology annotation, cellular component: cytosol. Gene Ontology annotation, molecular function: trehalose-phosphatase activity. The record is from RefSeq and is a predicted model, not a curated record. NCBI's taxonomy places the organism in Eukaryota, Viridiplantae, Streptophyta, Magnoliopsida, Lamiales, Lamiaceae. Gene Ontology annotation, biological process: trehalose biosynthetic process.
CUAGUAGUAGUAAUUUGCUUCCUGGGUUUGGGUUUUGUUUGCGUCAAACCCUAGAAUCCCAUUCUCAAUUCUUGGCUCAAGUUUGAAUCUUUUUCACAAAAAUUCUUGCUCAAUUUCAAUUGCAGAGGUAACUGGAAACAGACUUUGAGAGCGAGUUUGUGAUUUCUUUAGCUGAUUAGUGAAAUAAGGAAAAUUUUUUGGCAAGAUGAUAUCAAGAUCUUAUGCAAAUCUUUUGGAUUUAGCAUGUGCGAAUUCCGAAGUAAUGACUAAGGCGAAGGGGAGGAGGCGUUUCCCGAGUGGAAUGACAGUUCCGGGGAAUGUAGCUAGGAUAGACGAUGGGCAAGCUAAUAGUGUUGCAUCUGAAAAUCCAUCUUUGGUGUCUGGUGAGCGGAUGAUCAUAGUAUCGAACAUUCUGCCUUUAAGAGCGAAGAGAAGGGCGGACGAUAAGGGUUGGAGUUUUAGUUGGAAUGAGGAUUCGUUGCUUUUGCGGUGUAAGGAUGGCUUGCCAGAGGAUAUGGAAGUGCUGUAUGUUGGUUCGUUGCCUGUUGAUGUUGAUCCAAGCGAGCAGGAGGAUGUAGCGAGCCACGUCCUGGAGAAGUUUAAAUGUGUUCCCGCCUUUGUGCCUCGUAGUCUGUUGGAUGAUUACUAUCAUGGUUUUUGCAAGAAACAGCUGUGGCCGCUUUUUCAUUACAUGCUGCCAUUUUCAGCUGAUCAUGGAUGUAGAUUUGAUCGGUCGCAGUGGGAAGCAUAUAUCUCAGUGAAUAAAAUGUACUACCAGAAAGUGAUUGAGGUGCUUAUCCCUGAAGAGGACUUUGUUUGGAUACAUGAUUAUCACUUGAUGGUUCUGCCAACGUUUUUGAGGAGGAGUUUUGUCUGCUUAAAAAUGGGUUUUUUCCUUCACAGUCCCUUCCCUUCGUCGGAGAUAUACAGAUCGCUUCCUGUCAGAGAAGAAAUCCUCAAGGCCCUACUCAACACCGACAUUAUUGGUUUCCAUACCUUUGAUUAUGCUCGUCAUUUUCUCUCUUGUUGUAGUCGGAUGUUGGGCAUAGAGUAUCAGUCAAAGAGAGGGUACAUAGGGUUGGAUUACUAUGGAAGGACAAUUGGAAUAAAGAUUAUGCCGGUUGGGAUACAUAUGGGCCAUCUUCAGACAGUACUUAGGCAAGCAGAUAGAGAACUUAAGGUUGAGGAGCUAAAGCGGCAGUUUGAAGGGAAGACCGUGUUGCUUGGAGUUGAUGAUAUGGACAUAUUCAAAGGUAUCAACUUGAAACUUUUGGCUUUCGAGCACAUGCUCAAGAGCCAUCGAGAUUGGCAAGGAAAGGCUGUGCUGGUGCAGAUUGCGAAUCCUGCUAGGGCGAAAGGGAUACAUUUGGAUGAAAUACAGGCUGAAAUAGAGGAGAGCUGCAGUCGAAUUUUGACUGAGUUUGGUGCACCUGGAUAUGAGCCGGUUGUUUUUAUCCACCGUUCUUUAUCACUCAGUGAAAGAAUGGCUUAUUACAGCAUAGCUGAAUGUGUUGUAGUGACAGCAGUGAGGGAUGGGAUGAAUCUGACUCCUUACGAAUAUAUCAUUUCUAGACAAGGCAUCACUGGUGCAGAAACAGGGUUGAAUUCGAGUGGACCUAAGAAGAGCAUGCUAGUGGUAUCUGAGUUCAUUGGGUGCUCUCCUUCCCUAAGUGGUGCAAUUCGUGUCAAUCCAUGGGAUGUUGAAUCAACGGCAGAUGCAAUGAAUUUGUCAAUAUCAUUGUCAGAAUCAGAGAAGGAGUUACGACAUGAGAAGCACUACCGAUAUGUUAGCACCCAUGAUGUAGCUUUCUGGGCCAGAAGCUUCUUACAAGACAUGGAAAGAACUUGCGAUGAUCACUUGCCGAAAAGAUGCUGGGGAAUGGGUCUGGGCUUUGGGUUUCGAGUGGUGGCUUUGGAUCCGAAUUUCAGAAAACUUUCAAUUGAUGGCAUUGUAGCUGCUUACUGUAGGUCCAAAAGCAGGGCAAUACUGUUGGAUUAUGAUGGCACAUUGAUGCCUCAAAAUAUGGUUACAAAGAUUCCAAGUACUCAGAUCCUCUCUCUGUUGAACAGUCUCUGUGCAGAUCCCAAGAAUGUAGUUUAUAUGGUGAGUGGAAGAGAUAAGAAGAGCCUAACCGAGUGGUUUCUUCCUUGCAAGAAGCUUGGACUUGCUGCGGAACAUGGCUACUUUUUAAGGUGGCCGCAACAAGAAGAAUGGGAAACGUACGGUCAGGGUUCUGAGUUUGGUUGGAUGCAGAUGGCGGAACCUGUUAUGAGAUCGUAUACAGAGGCUACAGAUGGUUCUAAUAUUGAGAGGAAAGAAAGUGCCUUAGUUUGGCAUUAUCAGGAUGCAGACCCUGAAUUCGGUUAUUCCCAAGCAAAGGAAAUGUUGGAUCAUUUGGAGAGUGUCUUGGCAAAUGAACCCGUUGCUGUCAAGAGCGGACAGUUCAUAGUAGAAAUCAAACCUCAGGGUGUUACUAAAGGUCUAGUUGCAGAAAAGGUCUUCGCAUCAAUGAAAGAGAAAGGGGAACAGGCUGAUUUUGUACUAUGCAUUGGUGAUGACAGAUCUGAUGAGGAUAUGUUCGAACUAUUUGGUACUGCUGUGUCUAAAAACGUACUUUCAUACAACACCGAAGUAUUUGCCUGCACUGUCGGUCAAAAACCCAGCAAAGCCAAGUACUAUCUGGAUGACACCGCUGAAGUAGUGGCAAUGCUCGAGUCUCUUGCUGCAGCUACUUCUUCAGUCUCAUCCGAUGAUGAUGCCCAUAUAUCUCCAAGAAGAUUUGAUCGCCUCGUUUCUCUUGAUAAUUAGUUCUAUAAAAGGGUAGCAAUCUGAGUUCGGCUAAUAGCAUCUCUGCUUAUGGAUCUUUAGGUUUUAGUCAAUAGUAAAUGGAAAUGACGCACUUUUCUUUCUUUAAUUCUCA